UGCAGGCCACAAGGAGGUGGAGAGGCAGAGGUCCCGCCCCCACUCAGUCCUCUACAUGAGAAGGCCUGGGGGAUGUGGAUCCCUUUACCCUGAUUCUCUCCUGAAUCCUGAGUGCCCCAGGCUUCCUCCACAGUUCCUUCUCUCCUGCCUGAUGGCUCUGCUGGUCUCAUUUCACGGAGGGAAUGGGGUCAUAGCAUGGGUCCUGCUUCUGCUGCUGACAGCAGUGUGUGUGCAACCUGGGAACUCAUCAGGAUCCAACAGAGUAAAUGGCUAUCGGGUGGAACAACCAGCAUGCCUCUCUGGUGUGCAGGGCAGCUUCAUCGAGAUCAGCUUCUCCUUCUACUUCCCCUGGGAGUUGGCACAGGAUUCACAGAUGACGAUUCUCUGGAGAUGGAAGAACUUCCAUGGGGGAUUGAUCUACAACUCCUCCUCGGGUUUCAUACAUGAGCAUUUUAAGAACCGACUCAUCCUGAACUGGACACAGCCUCAGACAUCUGGAGUCCUCAGAAUCCUGGACUUGAAGGAGAAGGACCAGACAGUAUACUUCUGCCAAGUUCGUCUGAACACAAGUAAAGACAUACAGAUGUUUCAGUCAAAUGAUGGGACCCACCUCACUAUCACUCAAGCCCCUGGAAGCACCGCUCGAAGUCCCACCACUGCAACUUCUGAAGGCCAGAUGAGCGGGAAUCAGACUCAGGAUCUGGGAACCACAGUUGGGUUGGCUGUGGCUGCUGCUGUGCUCCUGGCUGGGGUUUUGGGAUUGAUGGUGUUCCUCAGGUGGAAGAGGAGGAAAGGCCAGAGGACUAAAGCCGAAACCCCAGCCAGGGAACUCAUUGAAAACAUUGAGAAAUGUGAGCAAGUUGAGCUCGAAGGACUACUUAUGGACCCCAAAGAGAUCCCCAAGGACAACAACAUCGUGUAUGCCUCCAUUGCCUUCUCAAGCCCAACCUCCCCAGGAACACCAGGCUGCCCGCCUGUCCAUGAGAACCCCCAGGAAGAGACUGUAUACUCCACCGUAAAGACCAAAUGAGCAGGUCUGGGUAACCAUCCCAGAGUCACCUUUGCUUCUAGUAGGAAGACUCCCAGCUUCCUCUGAUACCCACAGUCAGAUGCUCACAGGUCACAGAUACCCAUGGCCAGGACAGAAAUUCAGAGUCAGGGAUUUGAACUCAGAGAAACUGAGAAACUCAGUUUCCUGUUUUAGCUUCCUAGGCCUCUUUCAUACAAAUAAAAAGAUCCACAAAAUUUGCCUAAAUGAAUCUAAUUAAGGGUCAUUAGUAGUGGGCCCUCUCAGAAACCCCAUCCCCCCAUCACUCUUUUCUAGUUUCCCAAGGCAGGGCAUGCCCCAAAAGCUGGCAGCUGUCCACACGAUGUGCACCCACAUCUGUGAGUGUAAUAACCAGCAUACACUGCGACUGGUCCCCAUGCACCACCUCACAGGACAUCAGCAGUAGCCCUAGAGAGAUGGUGUGAGACAGGGAACUGAACACCAGAUGGUCACGGUGCUUUCCAAAGGUCAAGUCGCUCCCAGGAAGGAGAGCCAGGACUCACACACACGCUGUCCUGAAUGUUCCCCAGGUCUGGGUCUUGCUGCUGUCUCCAGCCUCCUGUCCCCUCCAGAGCAGGCAGUCUGCCAUAGAGACAGGAAAGGAAGCACACCUCAGCAGUAGCCCAGAGACCUGCUUUAUUGACACGGGCUGCACAGCUCUGAAUAGAACCAGUUGACAGGUCAACAGCCCUGACAUUCAUCAGCUGCUCAAGAACGCUAAGAGACAGACAGCAGUAGGAGGACCAGAGCACGCUACUCCUCAAAAAGGGCCGCCAGGAACUCCUCAGAGCCGUCCCUCUGCUGCGAGUCCCCCCUCUCCUCUGGCUCUCCAAUGUCUUCCAUGAGUUGCUCCAACUCCAGGCCGCUGGAACCAUCAUCUUCAGGGGAGAAACUUGCUGCCUCCUGUGUCAGGGACUCCUGCGGUCCAGGACCUUUCUUUCCCGAAGGAGAAGCCCCAUGCCAAGCUGGUGGGGUAGGGCACUCUGAUGCAACUUUAAUUCCUUCUCCUCAGGGAAGUUGCUAGCUGAGGCCUUGCAUUCAGGAGUCUUAAAUUUCUUUAGGGCCAAAGAGAACAAAGGACAAAGUUGAGAGUCCCGUUGAGUCAGCCUGUCCUGACGUCUUACCACCCAGAUUUCUGAAUUCUUAUGUUUAAAGCAUCUGAAAGGAUAAUCACAUAUGGGAAGUGCCCGGGUUUUCAAAGGGCUCAGCCCUCCAAAGGUAAGAGGAGCAGCUGAGAGGUGGGAGACCCAGGUUCCAGGGAGACAAAAGGAGGCGUGGAGAGUGCAGAACAGGGAAAGCAGGGAGGGGACACGAGGUCAGUCAGGGUAAUGAACAAGGGGCAGUGGACAGGAGAGCUCUCCUCUGAUUGGCUGUGCUGUGCAAAGGACAGCUGAGGAAAGGCUUCAGGUCCCUGGGGGACUCUCAGUCCUGUCCCUGAUUGGCUGAUUCAGAGCAUUAUGCUACCCUGGGCCCCUAAUGUUGUCUGAACACAGAGAUCAGCUGAGAGGCAGACAGAGGAUCAACAUGGCUGCCACACUGACACUGGUUCUUCUCCUACAGGCCAGCAGACUAAAGCCAAACCUCAGCUAUGUCAGCACUUGUCAUCGCAAGGACCUCAUGAGGAGCUAUUUAGGGGUUUGAAUAAGACUGGCACCCAUAGGCUCAAGGAUUUGUAUGUUUUCUCACCAGGGAGUGGCACAUAAAAGUGUAGCCUUGUGGGAAUAGGCAGGGCAAUGAAAGCAGAAUUAGGUCACUCGGAGUGGGAUUUGGUAUUUCAAGUGCUCAAGCCUGUCCAGUGUCUCUCCACUGCCUGUCAAUGUGGAUGUAGAACUCUUAGCUUCUUCUCCAGCACCAGGUCUGCCUGCAUGACUCUGUGCUUCCCUUCAUGACGAUGAUGGGUUAUACUUUGAAACUGUAAG
This is a messenger RNA of Alexandromys fortis (reed vole), 2967 nucleotides long. Its product is annotated as paired immunoglobulin-like type 2 receptor alpha. NCBI's taxonomy places the organism in Eukaryota, Metazoa, Chordata, Mammalia, Rodentia, Cricetidae. Bases 56 to 1030 code for a protein of 324 amino acids. The transcript has 7 exons. The record is from RefSeq and is a predicted model, not a curated record. Gene Ontology annotation, molecular function: MHC class I protein binding.